This is a messenger RNA of Babesia microti strain RI, 6738 nucleotides long. Its product is annotated as Cystein Rich Modular Protein, CRMP. NCBI's taxonomy places the organism in Eukaryota, Apicomplexa, Aconoidasida, Piroplasmida, Babesiidae. The record is from RefSeq and is a predicted model, not a curated record. The transcript is spliced from 9 exons. The coding region runs from base 1 to 6738 and encodes 2245 amino acids.
AUGGAAUAUUCAGACAAUUGUAACUUGUUUUAUACAAUUCAAAAAUUUGAUUGGAAUACGGGAGAUAAAUUAAAACACGAGGAUCCUAGAGAUUAUGGGUUAGACCAGAUAAUUUUUCCAUUCGUUUCUGAGAAAGAUAAAUUGGAAAUUACUGCUACCACACCAAGAGGCGGAUACUAUUCGAUGUGUUAUUUAAAUGCCACUAAUGGAUUCGGAAAAAUCAUUGGCACAGCUUAUUAUGUGACAGGUUAUCAACGAGAUGGAUUGUUUGAGUUGUAUUUUAAUGAGAACCAUUCAAGCUCUAUAUUCAUUCAAUCUUGGUUAACGACCAGUAAACUAUUAAGCGUUGGCUUGGAACGUUAUGAGAAAGGAAAAGAUAAAUGUACAGGAAGCUAUGUUACAGUUGGAGAUAAAAUAAAACUCUUUGCUUCAAUAUCUCUGCCAAAAGAAUUUAUUGGCAAAGAAUUUUCAAAAGAAAAAUAUAAGCAUCGUAUAUGGGAAAUUGUUUCUUUGAGCCUUCCGGAUGAAGAAGCCCAAUUUUAUAAUCACGGAGGGGAAUACACUCUAUGUGGCAUUUUUGAUGAUAACACCACACAUAGUUUGGCUCGAGGUACCAUAACUCCGUAUGCUAAACUAUCGUUCGACGAAUUUCCAUUCCAUGAAUUUGGAUAUAAAGACAAUUUGUCAAACAUAUUUACAUACAACAUUAAAAAAUCGGAUCCUCUAAGUUUGAUUUGGAAGGACCAUAUUAAUUGUUGGAAUCCAAGUGAUUCCGUAAUUUUUAAUUCAUGCAAUAAAAAAUUUAAGCAUGAUGAUUGGCCUGUCAAUCAAAUUGGGUUGGAUAUGAAAUCAGUUUUAGAGGAUGAUUAUAACAUUUUAGCAUUUUGUCCUCGCACACAUGACAAAUAUAUUGGCUUAUAUCUUGUUUCAAAGAAUGUCACUCCUCAUCCCAUUGCGGCAUUUAAACUUCCGAUUAGUCCAACAAAAUUGCAAAUGAAUAUACACAAUGGCAAAGUCACGUGGUAUGUUUUGACAUAUGAUAAUAAAAUCGUAUCGAUAGACCAAACCAAUUUGAGUUUCAAUGUUUCAGAAUUUAAAACUAUGACUGAGGAUCGAGUUCAUGCGCACGAUUUUUAUGUUAUUGAUAAAUUCAAUGAACCAUUGAUAUUAGUAUCAGAUUGGAAUUCAUUUGAACUAAAAUUGUAUAACGAAUCGUUUAGUGUUUUGGCCAAUUUAACCUUGAAAGGAGAUGAAUUUGCGACGGUCCGACCUGGAAUUAUUGAAUGUACUACUAAAUCUGAUGAUUAUGUAAAUUGCUUUGUAUCUCACUAUGGCACUAAUAAAAUAGAUUGGAUAUUUGUAUAUGAAAAUAAAAUUCAAUUGGGUUCCAAUUAUGAUCCUUUGCAAGUCCCUUUAGAUUCUGAGUCCAAUGGUUGGAAUAUCUCAAGUAUGGUAGCGAUGAGUUUACACUCCCCUGAAAACAAUAUAUUAUUAAUACAUAAGAAAAAUCAUGUAUACAUCACUAUAUUAAAUUUGGAUUAUGCGACUAAAAAAUUUUCCUAUAUUGGGCGAGUGAAAUUUACCGACCAUACAAAACAGGUCAUACAUAUUUCAAGCGCCUUAAAAACUACGAUUAAUGGCAAAGAAUAUAAUGAAUUAUCAGUACUAGCAAUAUGCUCAGUCACUAUAACUAAACACAACCCUAUGGAUUUUCGAAAUGCUCUCGAAGUUUUACCACAAAAUAUAAACCCCUACACCACUGAUUAUACAACUAAAAAAUAUGAUCAUCCACUUAAAAUAAGCCAAAAUACAAAAGAAAUGGCUAUCUCUAGACAUUCAAUUGUUUGGUUUGAUUUAAAACGUAUACUUGAAUACACAAUCAAUGAAUUUAACUAUAUUGGACCAGAAUGGAUUUUUGAGGGAGAUAAUCUUAAAUACGCACCAACAUUUAUAACAAAUAUAGGUGAACAUUGGGGAAAUAUUCCUAUCAAGUAUACACUCACUCCAUUGUUUAAACAACAUGAACCUGUUGCAACAAUAGAUCCAGUUACUGGAGUAAUAUAUGUAAACCUAAUACACACAACUCGACUUUCAUUUGAAUACAAUGUUUCAGCUUCAAAUAUCUUUGGAAAUGAAAAGAAAACAUUAUUUGUGGUAAAGACACUAUGCCCUGAUGGCCACUAUUUUGGAAAUGGUGGAUGCUCACUAUGUCCAAUAGGAACAUAUAAUAAAUCAGAUAUGUCACAUUGGAAUAGAUGCAUUCCAUGUCCUGAAAAUGAAACUACAAUAUCAUCCGGCUCAUUUUCAAUAAAUCAAUGCUUAUGCAAACCUGGUUAUCAUUUGGAAGGGGAUGAUUAUAUUCAGGUUGAGGGGAGAAAUGAUAGAGGCUGUGUCCCAUGUCCAGCCGGUACAUGGAAGGAGAUUGUCGCGACUAAAGGUUGUUUCGGUUCAGGCUGUUAUCCAAAUAGCAGUUCUACUGUUACUGGUAGUCCUACUGAUGAAGAUCGUAAAUGUGAAUGUUUCCCCGGGUAUUACUAUCACAAAGGCGCAGGCGAUGUCAGAGAAUGCAAGAUGGCAGAAAACGGAUAUUAUUCAAAUGGAGGCUAUUUAGCUAAAAGACUUGAAUGUCCAACUAACACAACAUCAUUUGGUAUAGCUAGAAGUGUUAAAGAUUGUGUAUGUAGGCCUGGUUACCAUGCAAUAUAUAAUAAGGAUGGAACUAAUCUCUCAUAUAUUAAAUUGAAGACUAGCAUACUAGAAAGGCAUCCCGAAUUGGUUAAUGUGCAGAACGAGAUAAAUGUAUGCAUUCCAUGUGGCCUUAAUAAAUACAAAUCAGCUAUAGGCCUAUCUGGAUGUUUGGAUUGCCCAGCAAAUUCAUUUAGUGAUAGCGAUAAUGCUGUUGCUAAAUACGAAUGUAAUUUAUGCAAACCAGGUUAUUAUGAGAGUGGCAAUCCUGAUGAUCCCUGUCGAGAGUGUCCAGAAAAUAGUUUUUGUGUUGGAUCACGGCCACUAGAUACAUCAUUACAAAUCAAUUCUGGGCAAUUUGUAACAUGCCCUGCAAAUUCAUCAACAAUGCCACCAUAUUAUUUAAAUACACUACCGAUACACUGCGUAUGUAAUGAAGGUUACGAACCUACUGGACAAUUAUCACAAUCUGGCAUGAUCGAAUGUGUUCCUGUAAAACAGGGCCAUUUCAAGUUUAGCAGUGGGAAUACAAAGGGACUUCCAUGCCCACAUGGAAGUAUAACUCAAAAUGUUGGAGCCACAUCUCAAUUUAUGUGUGUAUGCCCACCAGGUUUUUAUAUGAUGGAUGGAAAAUGUACACCCUGCCUUAUGGGUCAUUUUUGUUUGGGCGGAAGGGACAUCGAUGGGAAUUUGAUACCUCCACAAAAAUGUAUAGAUGAGAAUUCUACUACAUUAAAUACCAACGCUACUAAUGAAUUGGAUUGUGUAUGUAAGCCUGGAUAUACUAGGAUCAAUCCGACUGACAAAUUUUGCAAACAGUGUCCACCAAAUCACUACAAAUCCACUACAUCGAAUGAAGCAUGUACACCUUGUAGAGGACAUUCAUCAACUGGAGAUUUAAGAGGAGCUACAUCUAAAGAAAAAUGUUUUUGCGCUCCGGGAUAUUAUUUUGAUAAGAUUUGCCUUCCAUGUGGUAAAAAUGAUAUAUAUUGCCCCGGCGGGAAAUUAGAGAUAGAUGGAUUGGCAAAGACACAUCCUCCAGUAAAAUGUCCUGAUAAUACAUUGAUUACACCGGGAGUGGAUGUUGCAAGUUCAUACGAUGAUUGCAAAUGCGCUAAGGGUUAUGCAUUUAAGAGUUUAGACGUACAAAAUAAGACUAAAAUAUGCGAAAAGUGUCCACCUGGAACAUAUAAAAGUUCUGUAUCAGAUUCUGGAUGCACUGGUCUAUGCCCAUUAAAUUCAACUAGUUUUCUAGGCUCGCAAAACUCUAAGCAAUGUUAUUGUUUAGAAAACUUUUAUCACGUUAGUGGCGGUACAUGUCUACCAUGCCCAGAAGGAUCAAUAUGUAAAGGAGGUUUAGUUCCUUAUGCUAUGGAAAAGGGUUAUGAUUCUGACUUUGAAAUAACGAGCGAUCAUCAUACAAAACCUAUUGCAAUGGAAGGUUAUUAUUUAGACAAGCUCAAGAAUACUCUUGAUGUUUCUGAUGAUUGGAAGUUUAUUAAAUGCCCAAUUGAAGGAUCAUGUUUGGGAAAAGAUGAAUGCCUAGAUUCAAUGGAACAUUAUCUAUGUGCAGAAUGCAAAUUUGGUUAUACUAACAAUUUUAAUAAAGGAGAAAGAUGCACGCCAUGCCCAGCUACGUCAGUUAACAUUGGUAUACAAUUUGCAUGGUAUCUUGCAUUACUUUUAUUCAACAUUGUAAUCGCAUGUUUAAAUGUAUCGGCUGGAUUUAAUAGAAGGUCGAUACACUCAGUUGUUAUUAAAAUUGCAUUAAAUUAUUGCACUUGUAUGUCAGUAUUGAAUGUUAUAAAUUAUAACGAGAUAUCAUUGCCUAUCCAAGUUACAAAUAUUAUCAACGCAUGGUCCAGAAAGUUUUCUUCAUCUAAAAGAAUGUAUUUGAUGUCGAUGGAUUGUCUAAUUAGGAAUCACUACAAUGUUUCCCAUGCAGAUUCAUUUUUCUACUCAAUGAUGGCAUUUGCUCUUCUACCUAUAGUUUUAAUAAUAUCGGUAACAAUAUUAAUGUGGAUCAUAUUGAAUCUUAUUAAAAUAAAGAAGCAUAAAACCAUUAAGUCUAAAAUCUUACUUCUAUAUCAAGCCAAAUCUCACGGGUUAGAUGCACUGGCAUCGAGGCUGAUCCACAAAUAUUCUAACGAAAGAUUGUUUCUAAUAUUUCGAUACAUUUCAUUGCCUGGACAAAAUGGUUUUGUUAAAUUCUUACACUUUCUAGAUGACAUGAUCCCAAUAUAUGUGACAGUGCUCUUUUCAAUUCAUGGUACCAUAACAUCUAAUAUGUUGAGUUUAUUGGAUUGCACGUAUAUAAAUCUUGGAAAAUCAGUCCCUGGAAAAUAUGUUUUACGCCCAGCUAUGAGUGUACAAUGUUCAAUAGACCCAUCUAAAGGAUAUAUUCCAUAUUUGCUAUUGGGCCUUGGCGGCCUAUUGAUUUGGGGGCUAGGAAUACCAUUAAUAUCAUUCCUAGUGUUAUUUACCAAUAGGAAGAGGUUACACAGUGCAGAUAUCCGACGAAAAUAUGGAUUUUUACACAAUGGAUACGAGAGAUCAUAUUGGUUUUGGGAGUCUGUGGUCUUUGCACGCAAAUGCUUAGUAUUGGUAAUUGGAAGCAUAGUAAUUGUACCAUCUAAUAAACUAAGUGAAUCUAGAAUAUGGUUGGCACAAGGUGUAGCAUUAACCUUUCUAAUAUUAAAUCUAAUCUAUCAACCAUUUGAUAAAAGGGAUUAUUUUGCGCUUGAUUAUCUGGAAUUUUACAGUCUUAUUUCAUGGACAUUCACUCUUUUUAUCACAGGAUUUCUCUUUGAUUUUAGGUUAUCGCCUAUUUCCCAAAUCAUCAUGAUCACAUUUGCCGUGGGUAUAAAUUUACAUUUUUGCUUGUCAUUCUUCAAAGUACUGUUUGUUUCGUAUAUCAACUAUAUUUCACUUUAUCAAAAGUAUUAUGCUAAAUCAUUUAUUGGAGCUAUAUUCCGUUGCAUUGGAUCGUUGUCUGGACUUUGGAAAUACAAAGAGCCUAUUUUCACAUACAAUCAGCAUAAAGGCGAAAUAAGAGUUUGGAAUGAGAAAGUUAGUGGACACUUCUUCAGUAAUAAUAUUUCUAGACUUGAACUUGAAUGCUUUUCCAAAAUCAUUGCAACUAUAUAUGAUUUUUGCUUUUCAAGUUUAAAAUUAGACAUCAUAUCAUUGGAUUUUAUAGAUUUUAUCAUUCGUUUAUGCAUUGCGUUUCCCCAAAUUGAGGAGCAUUUGACCAAUGUUAAUAAAUCUAAAGGAGGGAAGGAUGAAUAUUUAUCCAAUCUAGUUGAGCUGGAAGUAUAUGAUCAUGAAAAUAAUAAAUCAGAUUUGGAUUUGUUGGAAAAAUGCUUCAAUAACCACCUUGAUAAUUUAGAUAACGUUUUUUCAGACGAAUGGGCAAAUGAUGAUGCAUUUAAUGUCCAGUUUUCUACGAAAAAUUUGGGAGAGUCUAAUUCCAAUAGUGAUGUUGAACAAUUGGAAACCAAUGAGUUGAAAGAAAUUGUAAAAUACCUCUUUGAUGAUAAUAUACUUCUAGGGAAAUUAACUUUAUCUGACACAUAUUUAAUGAUUUCUAGACUUUCACUAAUAGAAUCAAAGUUAAUCAUUCAAAUUUAUUCGGCAUAUAAGAUAGCAAAGAGAUUAUUUACAGACAAAGAGAUUGAAUCGCAAGAUAAGCUAUCAAGAAAGUUGUUGGCGCUAAAUAACAAAUUUGAAGAUGUAUUAUCAAAGGGAAUAUCUGAUUCGGAAUUGUCAGAUAUUAAAGAAAAGAUAAUUGAGGUGCAGUCACGCAGAAUGCAACUAAAAAACGAGUUUGAUACUCUGAGAAAAAGUUCCUUCAUGUCUAAAUCAGAUAUACCUCAAGAUAAAGGUGAUGAUUCAAAUCAACAAGAUGAUAGUUUUAUACAAAAUAUUAGAAAUAUUUCCAUAGAAAAAAAGAAACAAGCGACAUUGGAUGAUUUCUCAGGUGACUCAACUGAUGAACUUGGGUCUGAGGAGAUAGAAAGUGAUGGUUAUGAUGAUACUGAUCAUGAUAGUUAA